CUUUUCUUUUAGCUACGCUGGAUCCGUAAUGGGAGCGGGUAUCUGCGGUGAUGACCCUCCGAAAGAAACAAAAAAAAAAAGAGGAAAUCAGAGACCCUCUCCCCAACCCCAUCCCCAACGAGAAAAAAUUCUCCGUAGCGCGAAGAUUAAAAGCCAGCAACAAAACUAGAAAAACCAACUUCCCAAUUCCCACUCCUCAGUGGAUACGCUGUCCAACUCCUCCUAAAGCCGAUAUGACAUUCCUGCCUUCUGUCUUCUCGGACGGGACGACGUUGAACGACUCCACCGGCGCCGAAGAUCACUGGCUAUUGUUUCCAAGGUACAUUAGGGGGUACGCAGUAGUGUAGUGGUUACUGCAUUCGGGGGGAUACGUUUCUUCACUUGACUUUGAUUUUCCCAAUUAUUCGUUGAUCGGGAUCGACUUACGUAUACUG
This is a messenger RNA of Aspergillus steynii IBT 23096, 434 nucleotides long. RefSeq lists its product as uncharacterized. The record is from RefSeq and is a predicted model, not a curated record. Bases 51 to 347 code for a protein of 98 amino acids. The transcript has a single exon. NCBI's taxonomy places the organism in Eukaryota, Fungi, Ascomycota, Eurotiomycetes, Eurotiales, Aspergillaceae.